Messenger RNA from Drosophila miranda, 879 nucleotides. RefSeq lists its product as uncharacterized. The record is from RefSeq and is a predicted model, not a curated record. The transcript is spliced from 4 exons. Lineage: Eukaryota; Metazoa; Arthropoda; Insecta; Diptera; Drosophilidae. Bases 252 to 854 code for a protein of 200 amino acids.
CUCUGCUGCUCACGCGUCGUUCGCUGGUAUUUGCCUGCGGCAUCAACACCGACCAUCAGCUGGGAGUGCGAGAUGCGCCCGAGAAUCUGACACAGUUCAGGGAGGUUGUCGCAUUACGUGACAAUGGGGCCAUCGACCUGCUGCAUGUGAUCGCCUGCGACCAGCACUCCAUUGCCUACAGCACCAAGUGUGUAUACGUCUGGGGUGCCAAUCAGGGGCAAUUUGGCAUAAGUCGCACCACAGUCAUUAUUAUGGCGCCCACAUUGAUAAAACUACCUGCGCGAACUUCAAUCCGCUUUGUGGAAGCUAACAAUGCAGCCACGGUAAUUUACACAGAGGAGAAGAUGAUUACGUUAUUUUAUGGUGACAAGAUUAGAUACAUUAAGACUCCUAACUACGAAGAUCUCAAAAGCAUUGCGGUGAUAGGCGGUCAUUUAAAGAGCUCCACGAAAGGAUCUGCAGCAGCCCUAAAGCUAUUGAUGCUCACUGAGACGAAUGUGGUGUUCCUGUGGUACGAGAAUACACAGCAAUUUUACAGGUGUAAUUUUUCGCCAAUACGCCUGCCUGAGAUUAAAAAGAUACUGUACAAGUGCAAUCAAGUCCUAAUACUAUCUUUGGACGGCUGCGUCUAUCGCGGCAAGUGCAAUCAGAUAGCCGUGCCAGCCGUCAUGCUGGAAGAGAAAUCCAAGCCCAAUAUGGAUAUAUGGCACAACAACGAUCAGAAUCGCACGGAGAUUUCAAGAGAGCAUGUGAUCCGCAUCGAGCUGCAGCGUUUCCCAAUAUUGAUCGUGCUACCGAUAUCUUUUGCGACGAGAGCUUCUCCUCGUUCGCCGUGCUGCAAGAGUCUCUUAUGAAGUACUUCCGCAAGCCCCCACUGCC